This is a messenger RNA of Caenorhabditis briggsae, 573 nucleotides long. The coding region runs from base 1 to 573 and encodes 190 amino acids. The record is from RefSeq and is a predicted model, not a curated record. Lineage: Eukaryota; Metazoa; Nematoda; Chromadorea; Rhabditida; Rhabditidae. The transcript is spliced from 4 exons.
AUGAUGAGAUUCAUAGAUGGAUAUGAAAAAUUCGAGCGUAAAAGGGAUAUGGAGUACUCUCUCCUGCUCACUCUCACCAUUGAAAUCAUCGUCACAAUCACUGGAUACUACACAAAUAAAACUGAGCAAUCCAUGGAAGUUGUCACUGAGCUAUUUCACCUCUUCUGGAUUCUGAAUCUCAUUGUCGCCGCGUUUUUCAUAAUUGUCUCCGAUCCAAUCUCUUACGGUCAAAUGAUCACAUCCGUUUUUGUCGUUGGAUUCUGUCUUCUGGAGUUCUUAUACCUGGUUAAUGGGCUCUCCAGGGAGCAGAUGACCUACCCGGGAAAAUGGAUUACUGUCGCCACCAAAAAAUGGAAUAACGACGCUUCUGAAGACGUUGAAACCGCCCGUGCCGUUCAAUUUGAAAAAGAUAUUUCUGAGAAUUCUGAAGAAGACGUUGCGAUUCAGAAUUCAAAAAUUCAAAAUUCAGAGGAUUCUGAAGACGAGGACUACAAAACUGACGGACACCAAACUGACGCUGAAUCGAUUUUUGACUAUUUUUCCGCUUCUGAAGGCGAUUUGAGAAUUUUGUGA